Molecule: messenger RNA, 3348 nt
Organism: Alligator sinensis (Chinese alligator)
Lineage: Eukaryota; Metazoa; Chordata; Crocodylia; Alligatoridae
Product: WD repeat-containing protein 64-like
Exons: 31
Coding region: 136-3348 (1070 amino acids)
Molecular function (GO): calcium ion binding; protein binding
Source: RefSeq, a predicted model, not a curated record
CCAGGAGAGCAGUUGCAAGCACUGGGAGAGCAGCCCAAUUUGGAGGUACAGCCCUUCCUUCCCAUCCUGGGUCUUGGAUAGGAUCUGGAGAGACUCUGCAGCUAGUGGCGCUGCCUGAAGAUUUUUCCUGCUAUCAUGUCUCAGAGGAAGAAAGUGCGGCCAAGUUCUGCCUCAGGGAAGUUAGAAACAUUCAGCCUUAGCAGUAUCCUUGAUGAGCUAAGAGAGUCAAAAGCUGUGGCAGACCCUUCAUUUCGACGUGCUCAGACUUCUGUAGGAGGCCGCAGGUUGCGAGGUGCAUCUCCAGUUUCCUUGGGCAGCUUCUCAGAAGAUGUGCAAGAAGAAAGCUCUCAGCUCCCAGAAUGGCUGGCGAAGGAGUUGCUGAAAGGGCAGCAGAGAAGUCACUCAAUUGGACUCAUGGAGAAUAUUGCAGAGAGUGAAAGUGUUCAGCAUCACUUUGACCCUGCCAGGAGUCUAUGGAAAGGGAAGAUUGAACAGCAACUGACCCUUGAACAACUCCAGAAAUUAAAUACAGCCUUUCAGGAGUUAGAAGAGAAUGGAUGUAAAUCAUUGGAUGUAGAGAAAUUCAAGCAGAUAGUGAAGAAGAGUAUGGCACCAUAUAACUCAAGUGAUGAACAAAUUGAAGAAUUUUUCAUGAAAAUUGACUAUGCUGCAACUGGAACAAUUCGGUGGGAUGACUUCUGCACAUACAUGCAGCUCGAAUACACUGAACAGGAUGGAUCCUCUGCCCGGCUGAAAAAGCUGACCUUCUCACUCCCUGCCAUGAUACAGGAACUCUCUUAUGGAGAGGCCAUCCUGCGCAUUAGUUCUCUGCCCGACAACACAUUAGUGAUAGCUAGAGAAGAUGGACUCAUUUCCUUCUGGUCUCCACAGCUACAGCAGAAACGAAGCAAGAUGGUCUUUGAAAAGCUCAGCAACAAGAAACCUAAGUGGGUGAUGGAUUUUGCUGUCAUGUCUCAGUACAACAAGCUCAUCCUGGGAACUGGUGAUCAUGAAAUUCAGUUUUAUGAACUCUCUAACUUUGAACCAUACUGCCAGAUCAGUAGCUUGGAAGCUAUCCCUUUACGAUUGGACUAUUGUAACACUGAUACAGAUGAGUGCAUGAUUCUCUAUGGGGAUGAUCAGGGUUGUGUCAAUAUUUUGCUCAUGUCUUCUGUGGGAGAGCUCCUGAGAAUAUGGAGAAAACUACCAAAAGACGAAAGCCUGCCUAAUAUUGGCCUGGAGAGUGCUGUUUGUUCUCUAAAUGUCACUUACAUUCGUUGGAAAGUGCAUGGCGAUUGGGUUACACAGCUAAACUACUGUGAUUCCAUGAAAGCAGUGAUUUCUACCUCCAGCCAUGAGUCUACAGCUCUAGUAAUAGGGUGCACUGUAGGGGCAACCAAUGUUGAACAGCAGAUGAAAGAAAUAAAAGAUUCUGGAAAAGAAUCAAGGGGGAAAAAAGUACAGAUGAUCCCCAGUGUCCCCACAAAGAGAGCUGAAGGUGAUCAGACAGUAUUCCGCAUCUACAAAGGAGUGAAAACAUUUGCAUUCUGCAAAAAAUACAACCUCCUAGUGACCGGAGGCAUGGAUCGGAUCAUCCGGCUAUGGAAUCCUUACAUGCCCAGACGACCAACAGGAAUGCUCAGAAGCCACAUGGCACCAGUCUUUUACCUCUAUGUAUCUGAAGAAGAUGCCAGAAUAUUUUCCAUGUCCACAGACAACACUCUUAAGAUCUGGGACAUUGAGGACCACAGCUGCUUGUUUACAGCUUGCUCAAAAAGCAGUGGAAUUAAAGGGGAGCUUACUGCCUGCCACUACAUACCAGGCACCCGAUCACUUUAUGUCGCCACGGAUACACUCGCUCUUCUUCAUCUGCGAUUAAGGCCUCCUCCAGAGCCCCAUUUGGUCAUUUCUCAUAAGGAGCCAGUUCUGUGCUGCAAGUACAACAAAGAGUUUAAGCACGUGGUGAGCUGCUCAGAAGGAUCUGUAGUUAAAGUGUGGGAUUUUGCAACAGGAAAGCAUUUGUUUGAGUUUUGUGAUGCUCAUGGAAGUGCUGCUAUCACCUGUAUGACCUUUGAUGACAGUGGAAGAAGGUUAGUUACUGGAGGAAGAGAUGGCUUCUUGAAAGUAUGGAAUUACAACAAUGGACACUGUCUGCAUACCUUGAAAAGGGAAGGCAAAUGUGAUGAAAUUUGUGACUGUACCUACGUGGAGGUGAAUAGAAACAAGUGUAUCAUAGCUGUUGGAUGGGACAGAAGAAUAAAUAUGUAUUUUGAUUCAGCAGAUGAUAUGCAUCAUUUUCAGAAACCGCAGCCCUAUUGGCAGGAUGACAUAAACCAUGGCCACAAGGAGGAUAUUCUCUGUGUUGCUCAGUGUCCACCUACUUUUCUUGCUACUUCCAGCUAUGAUGGUGAAAUAAUUGUUUGGAAUAUGAUAUCAGGACAUGUACACUGCAAACUUCACACCCCAACUCCCACGGAUAGUUCUGGCACAAAAGCUGUAGACCCAAGUGUUAAACAUGUCAUAUUUUUGAGGACUCGUGCAGUGAAGUUAAGAUGUACAGCAGCAUCUCUCAUUUCCAAUGGGCCUCAAGGUUCUCUUAACUUCUGGAGUCUGUUCAGUGCAGUUCCACUUGCAGCGAGUUUUAUACCUUCUAGAGUGAAAUCCCAGACCAGCAGCAUUGCUGUCACUGCCGAUGAUUCAUUUCUUUAUGCAGCAGAUGAGAGUGGAUACGUGUGUGUCUACAAUGUAAAGGAUUAUGCCCUUGGGGAUCCAAAGCAAGGACCGCCAAAAUAUGUGAACCACUGGAGAGCACAUGUAAAAAUGGUUGUAUCAUUAGAAGUUAUUGAGGAAGAAAAAAUGCUGUUGUCCUCUUCUGUAGAUUGUACAGUUCGUCUGUGGAGUCUGGAUGGAGAGUACAUUGGGACUUUUGGCCAAGAAGAACCUUGGGAAAUUUGUACUCCUGCCUCCUGGAAACAUCCCAUGGUGCCCUUUGAAAUUCUGAUAGAUCCCCAAAGCAUGCCCCAUCAUCCAGUGUUGGGAGGCGAAACUUCUGUCUGGCAAAUCAUAAGCUCAGACCAAAAUGAUGCAGCUCGAGAGAACUCUUUAUCUAAGCAUGAGGGGAGCUACAACCAUAAGCUCUCUCAAGUUACCAUUACAGAUGCAGAUAUCAAAGAGGAAGUUGACAAAUGGUCUUGCACAGAAGCUGUGGGCAAAAGUGUGAAGCAUGAGCUGUUCAAGAAUUUAACCAGACCACUUAAGCAUGGGGGACUGAGUCCUUACCGUACUAUCAACUAUUAUGAAAUGGCAAAUCCUGGCCUUUCCUCUAUACAUGUUCAAAAACCCAGCUGA